CACUUUGGGCUCCAGCCUUUGACCCGGCCUUCCCGCGCGGUCCUCCCGGACCUGGCUUCCCCCCGGUUCUGCGCGGGGCCCGAGUGAGAAGUUCCGGAGCCCCGCUGGCUGGGUGUCGACGCGGUCCGCCAGCCCGCCCAACCCUCCUCGGCACUGCCUCGGGAGCUACAGCUUCCCCAGAGUGUGCAGGUUUGCUUUCGAGGGGUGGCGGGCUGCGCUGCGGGAAAGGAGCGCUUGGAGGGUCAAUCCGGCCAGCCCUCGGUCUCCGGCCGCGGAGGCCGCCCUCGCCCUUGGGAACCCUUGGCCGCCCAGACAGAAGGAGAGUCGGCGCCGGAGAGCCCGUACUGCAUUUUGAUUCAUCUUGGGCCUUAUAAGAAUCCCAAGAAAAUUAAAUGGCAUCUGGAGAUUUCUGUUCCCCUGGACAAGGGAUGGAAAUACUUCAACAAGUGUGUAGCAAGCAGUUUCCUCCUUGUAACCUGAGGGAAGAGGACCUGUUACAGAACCCCUAUUUCAGUAAGCUGCUGCUGAGUCUCUCACAGCAUAUGGAUGAGAGUGGCUUAAGUCUCCUCCUGGCAAAAGAGCAGGCUCAGGCAUGGAAGGAAAUUCGACUGCAUAAGACAACAUGGUUGAGGUCUGAGAUUUUACAGAGAAUCAUUCAAGAGCUGCUUGUGGACUACUAUGUGAAGACACAAGACACAAAUUUAACAUCUGAGGACAAAAAGUUUCAUGAGACCCUUGAACAGCGGCUCCUUGUGACUGAACUGACACACCUCUUAGGUCCUAGCCAGGAGAAGGAGAUACCUCCAUUGCUAGGGCUGGAGAAGGCAGACCUUCUGGAGCUCAUGCCACCGUCAGAGGAUUUUGUGCAGAUGAAAGCUCGUCUCCAGCUGGAAGUGGAGGAACAGCUCAAGAGGAAAUGUUUCACUCUACUCUGCUACCAUGACCCCAACUCAGAUGCUGACAGUGAAACCCUGAAGGCAGCAAAGGUAUGGAAACUGGCAGAGGUCCUAGUGGGUGAGAAGCAGCAGUGCCAGGAUGCUAAGAACCAGCAGAAAGAGCAGCUGGUACUGUUGGAGAAAAAGAGUGCCACCUACUCUCAGGUACUUCUCCGCUGCCUUGCUUUGCUGCAGAGGCUUCUUCAAGAGCACCGACUGAAGACUCAGUCUGAGCUAGACCGCAUCAAUGCCCAGUACCUGGAAAUCAAGUGCAGUGCCAUGAUCCUUAAGCUGAGGAUGGAGGAGCUAAAGAUUUUGUCUGACACUUACACUGCUGAGAAAGUGGAAGUUCAUCGUCUCAUUAGGAAUGGGUACUAACAACCAACAGAACCACCAGUUUGACAUCAGAAGUGAGCUGCCAGAGGCACAGAUGGUCCAUAACCCAGAUAAUUAGCAUCUGAAGAAGAAACAACAUGUAAUAAGUCUUCUAUGAAUGUAGAAUUGGGUUGGGCAAAACUGCAGCAAACAAGCAUCAAGCCUCCUCAUCAACUCCUUUUGACUUGUUAACAUGUCCAUAGAGCACUCAUCCACUUCCUGUGGGCAACUACCUACUGGAAAGACCUUCAGGAAAGAAUUCCAAAUAUAUUCUGUAGACACUCCACCCUAAAGGAGAGGACCAUAACUCCCCUUUCCUUAGAUACGGGACAUACAUAGUAACUUCCUUCCAAAGACUACAGUAUGGAAAGUUGGGGUUAGGCAAGUGGGAAGGAGAGAACCACUUUGCAGUGGAGAAAGCUGACAAACUCUACUUUUGCCAGGUGAUAAAAGUUAACAUCAACAGUCAUAAAUCAUGGUGAUUACUAUCCAAGUACUCUUGAUAUGAUGUAACGAAAAUGGCAUUUUACCUCUCUGAUCUUCCUUCCUAAAAACAGACAACCCUAGUCUAAUCAUGAGAAAAACAUAAAAUAAACUACGAAAGAGGGGCAUCUUACAAUAUACCUCACCAGUACUCAU
Messenger RNA from Ictidomys tridecemlineatus (thirteen-lined ground squirrel), 1949 nucleotides. It is a transcript of the gene Haus4, whose product is annotated as HAUS augmin like complex subunit 4. Gene Ontology annotation, biological process: spindle assembly; centrosome cycle. Lineage: Eukaryota; Metazoa; Chordata; Mammalia; Rodentia; Sciuridae. The record is from RefSeq and is a predicted model, not a curated record. Gene Ontology annotation, cellular component: HAUS complex. Gene Ontology annotation, molecular function: microtubule minus-end binding.